UUUACAGCACUCUUUUUUUACAUAAAACAUAACAAAAUAAAAGGAAAUUUUUAUAAAAAAUUGUAAUUUGUUAAUAAAUAUUUUUAGAGAUAUAGAUUAAAAAAUGUAUACAUGUAAAUUAGUAUAUUGCAUAACGAUUUAAAUCGUGUUGUUUUAUUUUAUCAAUUAUUUCAUCAUGAAUCUUAAAUAAAGCUUUAUCUAACAAGAAAACAUCGCGAAUUUUUAAUUCUUUGAUUUUGAUGCACUUUUUGUAUUGCAGAGUGGUUCAAUAUAGCCUUAUUCAUGAUUUAUCGCUCUUUAAAGAUAUACAAACCCUCAAAGCCAAAAGAGCACUCCAUUUUUAUGUGUAUAACUUUUAAAUUAAAAUAAAUAAAAUACUUAGAACAAAAGUUUAAUGAGAAAUUAAGAAGAUGACAUCACUGAAAGUUUCACAAAAUUGUUUUAUAAAAAAUAUUUUUCUUUGUAUUUUUAAGAGAUUUUGUACAGAACGCAGUGAUCCCAGAGUACACAAAUCGUAGAAAACUAAAAUAGAUAUACGCGCUUUUUCAGAUAUCGAUUUUAUACCUAGAUAUAUCUUUUCCUUUAGAUGAAAAAAGAGAUUUGUUUGUAUUUUUUCUUCCAAAAGUGCAUUGUUGCAUUCAUAUAUAUUGCGCCCGCGCUUGCGCAUUCCGACCGAAACCAACAGACAGAAUUUAUUAAUUAAGAUCUCUCGCUCUAACUAAAAAGCAGAGAAAAGCAAACUCGUUCCUAUUUUUUUAUCGGUUGCUGUUCCUAUUUCUUGAUUAGUCAUCAGUUAAACCGCUGAUCACACAAGCAACGUGCUAACGUACUUUGUGUUUGUUUUUAAUAUGAAGUUACAUGUAAGGCAAUAUACUCAACAUAAAAGUAAAAGGAGGGGAGAGGGCAAGUUUGCGCCUCUCUGCUUUUCAGUAUAUUUACAUCAUUGGUUUAGUUUUAACGGCUCUAACUCACUAUAACAAUUUAGUAUUUUUAGUCUUUCACAAGAUAUAUUCAAAUAUAUAAGAUUAUGUUUAAACAUAGCACAUAUGUUUAUUAUUUUUUACUCUGGCAUCACUGCAUUUUGUAAAAGUCAAUGCGAGUAUGACCGCAACCACAUGAAAAUAUUAACUUGACAGGUUUCGCUUUUCUAUUUUUUAAGAUCUUUGUACAUGAGAAUAGAAAAGGUUGAUUGCAACGAAUCAAAGCUAGCAGAAAAUUAUUUUGUAAUUAAACCUUAAACAGUACCGAAACUUGGUGCUAUUAAAGCUUCUCACACGUUUCGGAAAAUUAUCGAUAAAAUGGCGCAGAUUAAUCCGGCAAAUAUAAUAAAUAUACUAUCAACAUUUUUUGAUGUAUCUAAUAUCUCAUUAACUGUUAUUAAUAAUAGAGAAAUCGAAUUAAGCGAUAUUAUAAAACAGUUAAUUAUUAAUGGUAUGAAUGCUUCUUCACUCAUAAUUAAAUAUGAUAAAGAAUUAGAAUUUGAGAAUAUCGCAAAACCACCAAAAGUUCCAUUUGUAGAAGAGGAUAAUGUGCAACAAAAUGAAGUUAUUAUAGUAUUUAAUAAUACGUGUAAAUAUGUUGAUAAAUUGGCAUUUGAGGAUGUCAAAAAACCACUAAAAAAUGAAUUUGUAGAAGAUAAUAUACAACAAAAUGAAGAAAUUAAGGAAUUUGAUAUAUGUGGAUAUGUUGAUAAAUUGGAAUUUGAGGAUGUCGCAAAACCAUCAAAAGUUCCAUUUGUAGAAGAGGAUAAUGUGCAACAAAAUGAAGUUAUUAAAGUAUUUAAUAAUACGUGUAAAUAUGUUGAUGAAUUGGCAUUUGAGGAUGUCAAAAAACCACUAAAGAAUGAAUUUAUAGAAGAUAAUAUACAACAAAAUGAAGAAAUUAAGGCAUUUGAUAAUAUGUGUGGAUAUGUUGAUAAAUUGGAAUUUGAGAAUGUCGCAAAACCACCAAAAGUUGAAUUUAUGGAAGAGAAUAAUAUGCAACAAAAUAAAAAUAUUGAAGUACUUGACAGUGUGUGUGUUUCAAAUAAAUAUAAUAACAUAGAUUUAGAUUAUAAGAUUAGAGCUGUUGAAUUCUGGAAAAAUAUAAAAAAAACACGAAAACACUCUUUCAAAAGUGUACAACAUUCUUUUAAAAAAGUGACAUCGAGUACACAAUUAUAUAGAUGGGAACAAUAUUUAGCAAGAGGUGGUACAAACAGAGAUAAAUUGUUAUCUAUCUCGCAAUAUGUAUUUAAAAAAUUUAAAGAAGCGGUUUGUAGUAACUACCUUGUGCGUAAUAUAAAUAUUAGACAGUGGGCAUUUGAAGCAAAGAAACAAAUCAAUUUUCCAAAAUUUAAAGCUGGACGUACUUGGCUAAGAAAUUUUAAGAAAACACAUAAUAUAGAUUUAAAAAAAUUAGCAAAACUCAUGGACUCGACACCACAAUGGAAUUAAUAAUUACAAUUAUUCUGAUUUCGUAACUCGAACAAAAUCAUGCAUUAAUAAAAAUCAAAUAAAUGAUGGCG
Molecule: messenger RNA, 2506 nt
Organism: Monomorium pharaonis (pharaoh ant)
Lineage: Eukaryota; Metazoa; Arthropoda; Insecta; Hymenoptera; Formicidae
Exons: 2
Coding region: 1299-2435 (378 amino acids)
Source: RefSeq, a predicted model, not a curated record